Molecule: messenger RNA, 6698 nt
Organism: Mugil cephalus (flathead mullet)
Lineage: Eukaryota; Metazoa; Chordata; Actinopteri; Mugiliformes; Mugilidae
Gene: anapc1
Product: anaphase promoting complex subunit 1
Exons: 53
Coding region: 199-6150 (1983 amino acids)
Biological process (GO): protein K11-linked ubiquitination; metaphase/anaphase transition of mitotic cell cycle; anaphase-promoting complex-dependent catabolic process
Cellular component (GO): anaphase-promoting complex
Molecular function (GO): molecular adaptor activity
Source: RefSeq, a predicted model, not a curated record
ACAGCAAAGAUGUCCGCGCUCAUUUGAAAACCUGCUGUGGCCAAAUCAACAAUUUGGCACAUGAUACGACUUGUUUUUAUGUUGGCGCUCGCGACGACGUUGUGCUCAAGCAAGAUUCGUAACAAGAGAAGACAGGGACUCCGAGACAAGAGCCAGAUUAUUCCUUAUUAUCAGAAAUAAUGCUGAUAUCUGGAACUCAUGUCGGAAGUCGUGUAUGAAGAGACAGCCACGAUGAUCGCCGCAGGGGAAUUGCAGUCGUUUGUCCCGUUUGGCCGCGAGCACUGCAGGAAUCAUCCAAACGCCUUCAACCUGCAGCUGAGGGAGCUCCAGCCCGCCUCUGAGCUCUGGUCGUCAGACGGUGCCGCUGGCCUGGUGGGGUCCCUGCAGGAAGUCAGCCUUCAGGAGAGAGAAAGGGAAUGCUGGCAGCUUAGGAAAGGGUGCGUGGGGGUCAAAGAGGAGGAGGAUGUGGAGUUUGAAGAAGAGCUCUAUGCAGCAGGGAAUGUGGUUGUCUGGAGCCAGGGCAGUCGCACACAAGCCUCCAGUGUAUAUAAAGCCUUCACCGUCGACAGCCCAGUGCAGCAGGCCUUGUGGUGUAAUUUUGCUGUUCCUCACAACAAGAAAGACGAGGAAGACGUAGAGCACACGGUGUGUAUCGUACAGAGUAGCUGCAUCAACGUUCACACUGUGACCGGGAAGGACUUCAUCUCACCACUACCAUUCCAGGUCUCAGAUGUCUGGGCAACCAAGUUUGGACUUUUGUUGGAGCGUAAAAACACAACGAAUGACACACAACUCGGCUCGCCUGGGGAACCUCUGCCCACUGUGUUCAGCAUGCUGCAUCCUCUGGAUGAGAUUGCACCGCUUGUAUGUAAACCUACAGGUGCGUUUGAUGGCUCCCGUGUGCAGUACGUGUCUGACUCCACCAUGAAGAUAGUGUUCACCUGCUGCCAGCCCUCUAUAGUUGUAUCAUAUGACUCUGUACAGGGAAUACACUCAGUCUGGGCAUUACGCAAAGUCACACAUGAUGAGCGGUCUACAGUCCUGCGGUGUCCAGCGGAGCCGGUUGGCACACCGUUGGGUCUGAUGGCUUCGGGCUUCCUCACCUCUCACCUGCGCAAUAUCUCACGCCUCGACUCUCCUGGUGGCAUUGGGACAACUGGGCUCGGGCCUGGAACCGGAACAAGUUGUGCUGUUGGUACCAGCUCUCCUCUCCACUACAGCGCUCUUCACAGUCACCAGAGCAGGAUCAUGGCAUCCUCACCAGGAAUACACUCUCGAAUUCAUUCCCCGAGUAUAUCCAACAUGGCCGCCCUCAGUCGUGCCCACUCUCCGGGCAUGGCAGCUCCGUCCUUCUCUGGUGCGUCUCGUUUCAACACGUCUUUUCACAGUCCGUCAUCCAGGACGCACCACGGCCUCCUGCCGUCUCCCAACUGUACCGUCAAUGAAAUGAUGCUGGUGCCGGAGAUGGAGCCCAUCAUACCAGACCUCUGCAUGGAACAGCUGUGGAGUGAGACAGUCACUGCUGGCUGUCACAGGGAGAUGAGCAGCCAGGCGUCUAAAGUGUUCCUGACCUCUGACCUCUGUGAGAACCACUACCUCUGCUUCCUGGUGGAGUCUCAUCAACAACUCAGAUGUGUGAAGUUUAUUGAGAGCAACGAUCCGUCUCAGCUCAUCUUCCCCUCGGUCACAACCAUCCCUGCCAAAGACGCAGAGCCUCUGCAGAACAUAGACGCCAUGCUGGUUUUAGAGGCCUGUGGAAGCCUGGUUCUCUACACAGGAGUCACCAGGGUCAGUAAGGUCUUCUUCCCCGGCCUCCUGUCACCCACCUUCGGUCUGACCAAUCACCUCCCGUACCUCAGCACGCCAGUGGAGAACGUCAGCACACCCACUAACGCUGGCAGCAGGCACCUCCAAAGACUCGUUGAGGAUGUUUUACCGUCACCGUUGUCAGAGCUAAGAGGCCCAAACUUUAAACAUCACGAAGCUUCAUUUUUGGAGGAUUACAGCUUUCAACAAGCUACACCCUACAUCCAUGCUUUGCGGGAUCCGGUCUGCAACCGAGUCACUUUGGAACUGAGCAGUGGCACGAUGCUGAGGAUAUCUAUCCCAGAGAUUGCUACCUCAGAGCUGGUGAGGAAGUGCCUUCAGGCGAUCCGUUUCAUCCUGCCUAAAGACGCUGCCAUGAAGGUCUUGGUGAAGUGGUAUAACAUCUACAACGCCCCUGGCGGCCCCAGCGCCCACACAGAGUGGAACCUUUUUGUCACCUGUUUCAUGACGCUGAUGGGCUACAACACCGAGCGCCUGACCUGGACCAGAAACCUGCAUUUUGAAGUGCCUCUCUCUCCGGUGAUUGCGGCGAAGAAGGCUCGUCCCUCUGACGGGGGCUCUGAUGAGGACUGGGACUACUUACUGGGCUCUCAUUACCACCGUCAGAUGAAUUCCCAGCCUGCCUGCAGCCCAGUGGACUCCACUGGCACAAAUAACACUCUCACCACAGAGACUGAGCCUCUUUCCUCUGCGUCUUGUCCCUCGAGUCCGUCCCUGAAGCUGGACAGUUCAGCUCCCCUCUUCCCUCACAUUCCCGCCCUUUUCUACGUUCUCCAUCUUCUGUAUCAGGAGCUGCAGCUGGAUGAGCUGCAGAGAGCCCGAGCCUCAUCGCUGGUCUGUCUGCUACAACAACUGGCCAGGGACCUUCAGUUGGAAGAAUAUGUGGAUCUCUACUGGAGAGACUACCCUUCAUUAAUUAGUGGCUUUACUGAGAGCUGCUUCAUCGACCAGGCACUGAUUGAUCAGAUGCAGCGUCCAUCCUUCCUCAGGCCGGAGCCUCCCUGUGUGUUCAGCUGGCUCAGUAGGUGCUUGAGAGGAGAGGAGAACCCGCCUUUCCCCUACCUGCCCGGCAUCUGUCAGAGGACCAGGCUGCUGGUUCUGAGUUACGCUCUCUACAUCAUUGGAGAUGAAAAUGCUACUUCGACCGAUGGACCACAGUACCUGCUCAAGCUCUCUGCAGGCCAGAAGUCCUGUGCAAGUGAACCGGAAAUCAGGAGACAGAGCAGUGUGAAGUUCAAGUUUUCCAAUAAGACUCUGGCUGAGCAGUUGGUCGUGUGGCUCACCUCCCAGGGUUUCACUCUGAAGGACUUGGAGUCGGUGCCCUUUGGCGUCGCGUUGCCCAUCAGGGAGGCCAUCUAUCGGUGCCGCGAGCAGCCGUGUUCUGAUUGGUCGGAGGACGUCUGUCUGCUGAUUGGACGUCAGGAUCUGACCAAACAAGCCCACAAGAUGACACUGGCCAAGAGCAAAGCUUCCGUAGGCACAGGAUUGUCACUGGAGCCUCCUGCAACCACAGAAGUAGAUGAGGAGGAGGAUGGGAUGUCAGACAUAAUUCAGGAGGUCACAGGACUGAUUUGGAGCCAGGACCUGAGGGUCCAGGAGGUCAGGAGGCUGCUGCAGAGCUCAAGGCCCGUCCGGGUCAGUGUUGUCCAGCUGCCAGAAGUCUCUGAUCACGAGUACAUAGAGGAGAAAGAGAACAAACUCCUGCAGUUGUGUCAGAGGACCAUGGCGCUCCCGGUUGGAAGAGGCCUUUUCACUCUCUUCUCCUAUCACCCUGUGCCAACUGAACCGUUACCUGUCCCAAAACUCAACCUCACAGGCCGCGCUCCUCCAAGGAACACAAUGGUAGAUUUGAACAGUGGGAACAUCGACGUCCCUCCCAACAUGACCAGCUGGCCCAGUUUUCAUAACGGAGUAGCCGCUGGACUUAAAAUAGCCCCUGCUUCACAGGUGGACUCAGCCUGGAUCGCCUACAACAAGCCAAAGAGUCCUGAGCUGGCUAAUGAAUAUGCCGGCUUCCUGAUGGCCCUGGGGCUCAAUGGACACCUCACCAAGCUGGCCACACUCAACAUACACGACUACCUCACUAAGGGCCAUGAGAUGACCAGCAUCGGGCUCCUACUGGGAGUGUCUUCAGCCAAACUGGGCACCAUGGACGUUUCCAUCACUCGCCUGCUCAGUAUACACAUCCCUGCUCUGCUCCCACCCACCUCCACCGAGCUGGACGUGCCGCACAAUGUCCAGGUUGCGGCUGUAAUUGGCAUCGGGCUGGUGUACCAGGGAACAGGACACAGACACAAUGCUGAGGUCUUGCUGUCUGAGAUAGGCCGACCCCCGGGUCCAGAGAUGGAGUACUGUACAGACAGAGAGUCGUAUUCACUCGCCGCUGGACUCGCCCUGGGUAUGGUCUGUCUGGGGCAUGGAAGCAACUUGAUCGGGAUGACAGACCUGAAUGUGCCUGAGCAGUUGUACCAGUACAUGGUUGGGGGUCACCGGAGAGCUCAGGCCGGGGCCAACAGGGAGAGACACAAGUCCCCCAGCUACCAGAUCAAGGAGGGUGACACUAUAAAUGUAGACGUGACGUGCCCGGGGGCCACGUUGGCCCUCGCCAUGAUCUACCUCAAGACCAACAACAGGUCCAUCGCUGAUUGGCUGAAACCGCCAGAUACGUGGUUCCUCCUCGACUUCAUCAAGCCAGAGUUUCUGCUGCUGAGGACUCUUGCUCGGUGUAUUAUCAUGUGGGAUGAAAUCCUCCCUAACACUGAGUGGGUCAAGAGUAACAUACCUCAGAUCAUGAGGGGAACAUUUGACCCUUCAGAAGACAUUAACAUGGAGACAAUGACCCAAGCCCAAGACUACAUCACGGCCGGGGCUUGCAUGGCACUGGGCUUACGCUUCGCCGGCUCUGCCAACUCUGAUGCGUUCGACUGCCUCUACAAGUUUGCGAGGACCUUCAUGAAGAUCAUGUCGUUUGCUGGUACAGCUGGUGUGCAGACGGGCUAUUACAACCUGCAGACGGGUCUGUCAAUGAUUCUCCUGGCUAUGUCCAUGGUGAUGGCUGGCACCGGGAACCUGAAGGUGCUGCAGCUCUGCCGCUUCUUCCACAAAAGAACCGGAGGCGAGAUGAACUACGGCUUCCACAUGGCUCACCACAUGGCUCUGGGUCUGCUGUUCCUGGGAGGGGGCAGGUACACCCUCAGCACCUCCAAUUCAGCCAUUGCUGCUCUGCUGUGUGCCCUGUACCCACACUUCCCUGCCCACAGCACUGACAACCGAUACCACCUGCAGGCCCUGCGGCACCUGGCUGUGUUGGCUGCAGAACCUCGCCUGCUGGUGCCGGUGGAUGUUGACUCCCUGAAGCCUUGCUAUGCCCUGUUAGAGGUCACCUACAAGGAGACCAAGUGGUACGACGAGACAACAGUUGAGCUGAUGGCUCCCACCAUGCUCCCUGAGCUGCACCUUCUCAAACGGGUGAAGGUAAAGGGGCCUCGUUACUGGGAGCUGACUGUGGACCUCAGCAAAGAAACUCAACAUCUGGAGUCCAUCUUGUCCAGAGAUGGAGUGUUGUAUGUAAAACUACGGGCCGGCCAGCUGCCCUACAAAGACGACCCCCAAGGCUGGAAGAGCCUCCUGGCCACCACUGUCAACCACCACAACUCUGGAGUCAGAGCCUUUAAGCCUGAGGCCAUCUCCACGUUCACCUCUGAGCCUGCUCUCAUCUCCUUCGCCGAGUUCUUCUGUAAGACGUCUGAAGGAAUGAAACACAGAGAGGAUACACUGGUGUUGUUCUCGGCUAUGCUGUACGAAUGUGUGACGCAGGAGUGUCCAGAGAUGCUGCCCACCUAUAUCGCUAUCGAGCAGGCAGUGGGAGCUCUGAGUCGAGGUGACCUGCUGCAGACCUUCCCUCUGUGGCAGUUACGUCUGGUGGUGGAGUUGUGGGACAGCAGGAUGCAGCGAGGUCCCGCCAGCCCCCACGACACCCUGCUCACCUCAGAGUUUCUCCCCGUUAUGAAGAACGUGGUGGAUGUCGCCCUGGACAGCUGGCUCAAAGAGAACAGCUCAGUUUUUACUUCCUACAUGAGGGACGAGGGCCUCUCGAGGAACGCCCAGUCUGUCAUGCUGGCCUGCUUCCUGACCUACCGCUCCAUCCCCUGCCUCAGGAACACACACACACAGCUGGAGGGCUGCAGUUCACUUGGUGAUUUGUUGUCACGUAGCAGCUGUCUGGGCAUCCCUCUCAGAGACCUGCUGAGGCUGGCCCCUGUCCUACUGAAUUCUGCGUCUGGAUCACAGACGAUGCUCAGCUUCCCCCUGCAAGCGUUUUGAUCCCAGAGCUCAGAACUAAUCUACGGGCUGAUUACCUCUCGGAGAUGCCAGUCAAAGCCUUACACUGCUACUACAGGUGGGAUUUUAGCUUGUAAUGGCUGCGUCCAUGUCCACCGAAAAGGACGACACCCAGAGUCUUUCGGCAUCGCUGCAGCGUAGCCACCCUGCUUCUGAGAGGACGCAUUUGGAAAAUACUGACUUCAUUUCCUUCUCAGCCUCUAGAAAAUAGAAUAACUAAUAUUAGAACUUUGUAAUAUAAUGUUUCUAUUAAUUUUUUUUUAUAUACAGCAUAAAGAAAGUUAAGGCUGCACUAAUUCUGCAGUUCAUGUGCCAAUAUUAUGCUGCAAACAAUCCAGAAUGAGAACUUUUCGGACGGGUUGCUCGACAGCCAAACAGCAACUGAACAAACAAGAAAAGAAAAGACUGGGUAUUUGAAAAUAAAUUGAAUGAAGUUGUACCAGCGUCCAUGCUGCCUGAGUUCAGGUCACUGUGUUGAGAGGACAAAGCAGACCAAGGCAAGACAAUAAAAUAUCAAAGUAUGUGCACAA